AUGAACACGCCGUAUGCUCAAGUCACGAUGAGCACCGGAUAUCCUCCACAAGCAUCCCCUCCCCACGACAUGCAUCGCGGGUCGAUAUCGAACAUCCCAGACGCCGCCUACCGUCCUGCGGCGGGCGGCCCUCAGUAUCCUAUUUCGCAGCACAGUAUGCCAGUCCCCCAGCAAUCGCAGAUCAGCCAGCCCUACGGUGAUCCAUACAACCCGCUGGCAGUUACAAGAGCGGCUAUCCCCGAGAAGAUUCACGCAGAGACAGCCCUUGCACCAUUACAACCUGGCACGCAACCUGCCUUGAUAGAUCCAUUGCCUAGGUCUUGCGUUGAUAAUGGAUGGAAAUACGACCUGAAAACCUGCUCAUGCGGCUAUAGACUCAAGGUAGUACAACAGCCCCAGCGCGCUCGAAUGUGCGGUUUUGGAGACAAGGAUCGACGUCCUAUUACUCCUCCCCCAUGUGUUCGACUGAUCAUAUCAGAUGUAAUCACAGGCAAGGAGAUUGACGUGAAUGACAUUGAUCAUGGCAUGUUCGUCUUGAAUGUGGAUCUUUGGGAUCAUGCUGGCAACAAAGAGGUGAACCUCGUCCGCCAUUCACAGACUUCCCCGUCUAUCGCCUUAGGGACACCGGCUUCUUAUGCACAAGUAGCACAUGAAACUAGUGCACCAGCCUAUUGUAGCAACCUACCUGUCCAUGGCGGCGCACCGGUCAAAUUUGAACAUGGUCAAGGACCUUCGUAUCAAACCCAAGCUUACAAUCCAUUCCCUGGGCCCCCACAAGUAACUCCUUACGCACAACCGUCACAAGGCCCUCCCCCUGCAUAUAAUACACAACAACAGUAUCAUCCUGGCUAUCCCCCACCUACCAAUGGUCCACCUCCAUAUCAAUCGCAAAACGGUCAUGGCCAACCGCAAAUGUACUAUCAAGGGCCUCCAAUCCAAGCAGGCAUGGAUUAUCCCAUCGCAUCUCAGCCAUUACCUUCACAAUCAUAUGGAGGUCGACAAUAUGCACCUGCUGAUAUGAAUUUGCAACGGAUGCCUGUGAACACUACUCCACCGGGAGGCAUGUUCACGCGGAAUUUGAUUGGCAGUUUAGCGGCAAGCGCAUUUCGUUUGACGGAUCCCGAUGAUCGGAUUGGUAUUUGGUUCGUUUUGCAAGACUUGUCUGUCAGGACCGAGGGCACUUUCCGUUUACGUUUCUCCUUUGUCAAUGUUGGCGUGCCUAGCAGCUCGCCUACAUCCGCAACAUCUGGAGGCCAGCCAGUUAACGGUCAAUCCAUGACAAUCAACACCGGAAGAGCUCCAGUCCUCGCAGCCUGCUUCUCUGAGUGUUUCACCGUAUAUUCUGCUAAACGCUUUCCGGGUGUUGUUGAGAGCACGAACCUCAGUAAGUGUUUCGCAACUCAGGGCAUCAAGAUUCCAAUUCGGAAAGACGGACAAGGCCCCGGAAGGGCAAGAGAGGAUAAGGAAUACGACGAAGAUUAG
Lachnellula hyalina is the source of this 1482-nucleotide messenger RNA. It is a transcript of the gene VEL2, whose product is annotated as Velvet complex subunit. The transcript is spliced from 5 exons. Bases 1 to 1482 code for a protein of 493 amino acids. NCBI's taxonomy places the organism in Eukaryota, Fungi, Ascomycota, Leotiomycetes, Helotiales, Lachnaceae. The record is from RefSeq and is a predicted model, not a curated record.